Molecule: messenger RNA, 849 nt
Organism: Aspergillus niger
Lineage: Eukaryota; Fungi; Ascomycota; Eurotiomycetes; Eurotiales; Aspergillaceae
Exons: 3
Coding region: 1-849 (282 amino acids)
Source: RefSeq, a predicted model, not a curated record
AUGCAUAGUAUCGCACUUGCGGAAGUCCCCUUCCCCCCGAGCGUUUUCUACCCAGAAUCUAUUAUACACUUUAUCUAUCUACAUAAUAUCCAAUCACUUUUUCUGCCUUGUACAGCAACCUUGAAUGAAUCAAUGGAUCCACGCAUGGAUUUCGACGAUGCUGCCUGGGAAAGAAGCGAAGACAUCGCAGACAGUUGGAUACAUAAUCUCUUCGCCGACGAAGACACCCUCCGAGCAAUCGGCCGCCUCAUAGUGAACGCUAGAUACUUCAAUAUAACCUUCCGCAUGAAGUCCCUUGACGGCGUCUCUGCAACCAUACGGUUCCCCAAGCCCGGAGUAAACAUGUUCUCCCCGAGGAGAAAGUUCGCAAAGAGUUGCAGCGAUUCGAUAUAUCCAGGACAAUACUUCGAUUCCAGUGCCAUUCAUCCUGCACUGCGACCGUCAUUACCCGAUCCGAACAUUGACGUGGAGAAGCUGGAGAUGAUGUACGGACAGUUUGCAGAUAUACUCCUGCAGCUGAACAGAAUUUCCCUACCUCAAAUUGGGUCUAUGGAGCGUCUUGAAGAAUUCUCAUACGAUGUAAACAGCAGACCCCUGUCGCUCCAUAUGAAUGAACUUGUCCGUCUGGGGACGCUACCACGGUCAGCUUUGCCAGGCAGCACCUUUAGCAUCUCUUCAUCCUAUUCUGAUAACCUUGCUGAACUCCAUAUGGAGCAUUUAAAGCAUCAGCACAAUGAUGCGGUAGAAUCCGCUACGGAUCCCCGGCGUAAAUAUGUUGCCAGGCAGUUGUUUCGCAGAUUGGCAAAGAAUCGUCUACUGACUGCAUCUAGUGUUGGCGUGGGAGCCUGA